CGAAACUAGUAUAUAUAUACGAUACAAUUGCGUAUAAAACCUACUUACAAUCAUCAAAAAAGUAUUAAUUCUGAUAACCAUGACCAAACCGAAAAUAAUAAAAAAUAAAUAUCUGACAGUGAAAAAGUAUCAUUUAAAAUUGAGCCAUGUGUUGAGUCGCGUCAGCCGCCCAAAACAACAAACUAAAAUGGAUUGCAAUAGGAAAAUAUAAGCCAUCCAACGCACAAUAAUGUAGCCUCCGGUCAUUUAGUCACCCCGCAUAACAAUAACUCUCUGAAUUGCUAGCUUCAUUACAAAACAGAAUGGGUAAGCCAAAAUUCGACCUGCCGACGCCAAACUUCCGAUACAAGAUAUCUAAGAGACUGAAUAUCCUGAGCGUUCCUAGGCAGUACAUUCUUGACACAGGAGAAGGCAUGCCAGCUUUGACGCCCAGGGGAAUAAGGAAGUCUGCACUGAAUGGACAGAUAACUGACAGGGUCAAUGACGCAGCUUGGCCUUAUAUACGCCGCUUCCUUCUAUUAAAACGCAUGUACAAAAAGCAAUUCAGCCUCGAACGCCUUGAACGAAUCGACCGUAUGAUAGAACUGGCCAACGCUACAUGCUACUCCAAACUGGCUAACUGUGUGCUGGACUUGAAGAAACAGGAUACCAAGGAGGUGAAGAAGAAGCGAGGGUGGUCCGAGAGCGAGUGGAAGAAGCACAUGGACUAUAUCAGUCAAAUUGCCGGCCCUAAGAAGACGUUCAAACCGGAGCCUGUCAAGAGAGGAGACAGGAAGCCAAUAGAAGCUCUGAUGCCGAGGAUCAACAAGAUGUGUUCCAUCCCGCAGUUCAAGGUGUACCGGCGGCCCUCGCAGGAGCCCUGGUUCAGAGACCCCGUCAAGGUUCCACCUGGAGCCCUGAAAUACGUGAUAAGCGACCGAGUGAAGAAGCUAGCCGCUCCGAGAGUUAUACCGCCCGGCGACUAACACCCCUAUUGCAAGAGUCGUACGGGCGGAAUUUCUGUCGCAGUUUUAGAAUUCUGUUUAAUUAUAGUAGGUAUUUGAAAGCCGUAAAUCUGAUCUUUACCGUUAUGAAACUAAUUUAAUUCCCGAAAAUACCUAAAUGUUAAGGUUUAAUAACAAUAACAAAAUAAAGUUAUCUAAUUGGAAUAUAAAGUCAGGUACCUUUUAUGCUUAUAAAGCUUAAACAUUUGUAUGCCAAUAGUAAAAAAAACACAUUUGAAGUCUGUUAGGUCUACAUUUUAAUGAUAUUUUUACCAGAAUAAUAUUUGCCUUGUAAUGCAUUCACUCGGAAUUGCCGCCGUGAAUAGCAGGCUUUAUAUUUGUAAG
Messenger RNA from Amyelois transitella, 1328 nucleotides. RefSeq lists its product as uncharacterized. The record is from RefSeq and is a predicted model, not a curated record. Bases 303 to 965 code for a protein of 220 amino acids. Lineage: Eukaryota; Metazoa; Arthropoda; Insecta; Lepidoptera; Pyralidae. The transcript is spliced from 4 exons.